Molecule: messenger RNA, 1131 nt
Organism: Xenopus tropicalis (tropical clawed frog)
Lineage: Eukaryota; Metazoa; Chordata; Amphibia; Anura; Pipidae
Gene: wnt16
Product: Wnt family member 16
Exons: 4
Coding region: 1-1131 (376 amino acids)
Biological process (GO): Wnt signaling pathway
Cellular component (GO): extracellular region
Molecular function (GO): signaling receptor binding
Source: RefSeq, marked provisional
AUGGAGAAGGAGUCUCCUUUUGGACUAUCCCAUAUUUGUGUCCUUUUGACUGCACUGAUGGCGAUUCUACCUCUCUCCCAGGGAAACUGGAUGUGGCUAGGUGUUACAUCUUUUGGGGUACCAGAGAAACUUGGUUGCACCAACCUGCCGCUCAGCUUUCACCAAAAGGAAAUGUGCAGGAAGAAACCGUACUUGUUGUCCAGCAUAAGGGAGGGAGCCCGACUUGGAAUACAUGAGUGUAGAAACCAGUUCAAGCACGAAAGGUGGAACUGUUCGGUUUCACCCACCAUUUCCUCUGCAAGUUCAUCAUUUUCCUUAUCUUUCAUAACUUCAUCAUUAGCAUCAGCUCAUACAAUUUUUGGCUACGAGCUAAGCAGUGGCACCAAGGAAACAGCAUUUAUAUCGGCUGUGACAGCAGCAGGACUUGUGCAUUCUGUAACGAGAGCAUGUAGCGCUGGAAAUAUGACUGAAUGCUCCUGUGACACCAGCCUGCAGAAUGGGGGAUCAGCUAGUGAAGGAUGGCACUGGGGGGGCUGCUCUGAUGAUUUACAGUACGGAAUGUGGUUCAGCAGAAAAUUUCUGGAUGCCCCAUAUAAAAACUCAAGUGGAAGAGACUCUGAUGUACUAAAUGCAAUGCACUUACAUAAUAAUGAGGCUGGCAGACAGGCUGUCACUAAACUGAUGACUGUGGACUGUCGUUGUCAUGGAGUUUCUGGGUCAUGUGCUGUGAAAACUUGUUGGAAAUCCAUGUCUUCAUUUGAAAAGAUUGGCAAUUUUCUUAAAAACAAAUAUGAAAACAGCAUACAGAUAGCAGACAGACUAAAAAGGAAGGUACGCCGCAGAGAAAAGAAUGACCGUAAGAUACCCAUAUAUAAAGGGGAUCUUGUUUAUACUAACAAGUCUCCAAAUUACUGCGUAGAGGACCCAAAACUCGGCAUAUCUGGAACACACGGGAGGGAAUGUAAUCGCACUUCUGAAGGAUCCGAUAGCUGUAAUCUACUCUGCUGCGGCCGUGGGUACAAUACACACGUAGUAAGACAUGUGGAGAGAUGCGAGUGCAAAUUUGUGUGGUGCUGCUAUGUACGUUGCAGAAGGUGCGAGAGCAUGACUGAUGUACAUACCUGCAAGUAA